Messenger RNA from Lactuca saligna, 405 nucleotides. The record is from the annotation of a GenBank genome assembly. Lineage: Eukaryota; Viridiplantae; Streptophyta; Magnoliopsida; Asterales; Asteraceae.
AUGUCGAGUUCGUCAAGCACCAACAUCAGAACGUGCUAUUGUGGAGAUAGGGUUGGAAUGUGGACAUCAUGGACUCGAAAGAAUCCAGGUCGGAGGUUUUUUGGUUGCCCAAAUUACAUGGAUGAAGAGAAGGACUGUGGGUAUUUUCGUUGGAUUGACCCACCACUAUUGAAUAAGUGGUAUAAAGAAAGAAUGUAUGAGUUAGGAGCUGUUGCUAAUGGGGGUGUAGCUAUUCCUUUUAAUAACCCUGUUAAUGAAGGUGAAAUACCUGUUGAUGGCCCUAUUGCCCCUGUGAAUGUUGAUGUCCCUAUUGCCCUGCGAAUGCUCUUGAACCUGAUAAUCAAAUUGCAAUGUGUGACAAUACACAUGUGCCUAGUAAUGAAUUUGGAUUCUGCAAGUGGAUGA